AUUCCACAACAGCGCCAUCUUUCAGGAGGCUAUUUUUUGGGCUUUGAAACUCCCCCACAACGGACAGGAAAGGGUUAAGAAGCUUUAAGGAUCCGAUCGAUGCCUUCUCUCCCGCACGUCGCCAUGAACAAAUGAAUUCGCGGGGAAUUAAAUACCAGUUUCACAAAGGAGAGCGAGUCUUGUGCUUUGAACCCGACCCCACCAAGGCUAAAGUCUUGUAUGACGCCAAGGUCCUUGAUGUCUUGAUCAGUACGGAUGAACAUGGGAGACGAGUCCCAAAGUACCUGAUUCACUUCAGCGGCUGGAGCAGAAGCUGGGAUCGGUGGGCUGCAGAGGAUCAUGUCCUAAGGGACACGGAGGAAAACCGCAAAUUGCAACGUAAGCUGGCUCGCAAAGCUCUGGGGCGCAUGAAGAGAAAGGGAUGGACGAAGAGGCGUCGUCGUCAGUCUGGUAACAAAUCUUCUCUGAAGACUCUCCCUAAGGAGGAGGACAGCGAUGACGCUUGUUUGAUUUCGACCUCGGACAGCAGCGAAGGGGACGACUCGGACCCGGACUCUUCGAACAGCGGCGACAGCACCUUCUCUGAAGACAUCAACAAGAUGCGGGUCGACCCGGACCUAAACGUGAAGAGGGAGUGCGAGGAGAAGGUCGUCCACGUGGACAUCAACAUCCCGGAGGUCCUGAAGAAGAAGCUGGAGGACGACUGCUUCUACAUCAACAAGAGGAAAAAGCUCGUCAUGGUCCCCUGUCAGACCAACGUCGUCCACAUCCUGGAGUCCUACGUCAAGCACUUUGCCAUCAACAAGGCCUUCAUGGCCAACGAGCGGUACAGGCGCCAGCAGACCACGGUGCAGAGCGGCAGCCCCCAGCCCAUCCCCCCGGAGAGGAGCGAAGAGCUCUGUAAGGAGAUGGUGGACGGUCUGCGCAUCACCUUCGACUUCACCCUACCCAUGAUCCUCCUCUACCCCUGCGAACAAGCCCAGUUCAAAAAGGUCAGCUCCUCCAGGCUGCUCCUGGCGGCCGCCGAAACGUCCCCCGGCUCCAGCAACGCCCAGCGAGAGCGCAGCCCGAGCCCGCCCGCCCACAACCCCCCGACGCCUCAGUCCACAGACAGCCAGCCGGCGCUGAGCGACACCUCCGCCACCACGCCCACCGCUCCGGCCCCGACUCCGAAGCGCCGCCGCCACCCCGACAUGGACUGCAUCUCCUACCAGUCGCAGUCCCUCAGGCGCUCCACCAGGAACACGUCGGGGGGAGAUCGGCCCGCCGAGGGGAGCAGCGGAGGCGGAGGCAGCGCCACAGCUUCCCCGCAGCUCAAGCGGCGAUCGGUCGACACGUCAUCGCAACCCAAGUUCUUCCUCAACCUUGAAAAAAAAACCCCGGUCCACAGCGGCUCCUCGUCCCCGUUGCCGUUGACGCCGAGCAAAGAGAGGAGCCGGCCCUUCUACGGGCUGGAGAGCCGGAGGAACAACGAGCUCAACGAGGUUCUGAGCUGGAAGCUGACGCCUGAUAACUACCCUCUGAGCGACCAGCCUCCUCCGCCCUCUUACCUGUACGGGUCCCAGCACCUCCUGCGGCUUUUCGUCAAGCUUCCAGAGAUCCUGGGGAAAAUGCAGAUCCCUGAGCGGAACCUCAGAGCCCUGAUCAAACAUCUGGAGCUCUUCCUAAGGUUUCUGGCAGAGUACCACGAGGAUUUCUUCCCCGAGUCGGCAUACGUGUCGGCAUCAGAGGCCCACUACAGCAUGAAGCAACCGAGGCCGGUUUACUAAAGGAGACCCGGACCGAUGCAGCACCUCUGGGGGGGGGGAAAGAAAUCUCCCACUUCUGUUUUCCAUCCCUUCCUCUGCUGCUGCUGCUGUGUGGAUGCGGUUUCUUCCAUGUUGCUCCUGCAUGCAGGACUACAGUUUUCUGCUUUGCAGUAACGUGGAGUGCAUGCUGAUUUCCGUGAAGUCUAGAGUUCUCACGGCUGACCCUUUAUUUCUGUUGCAUUUCCCUUCGCCAUCAGCGUUGUCACCCGUUCUUUGAAGAAUGGGGGUUGGGGAAACAAAAAGUUCUGUGUUGCUCUUCUCCUGCUUACCUCUCUGUGGAGGGGAUUGUGCGCCUGUUUGGAAGUUCUGAACUUUCCAGAGAGGGACUUCCUCCUCUUCCUCCUCUUCUCAUUGGUCCAAAAUAUUGCCAGACUGCAACAUGACUUUGGCUUUCUAUCCUUUACUUUUUUUUCUUCUUGUUUUGGCAAUUUCUAAUUCUUCAGCUAAUGAAUGUUGUCUUCUUCUCCUGCGUUUUUCUUUAUAAAUUUGAAUGUUUGCCGUCUUGUUCCGUUCCCUACGUUUUAUUGCAUGGCGCUGCCUAACAUCUUAUUUGUUCAAGUUCUGCCGUAUUCUGUUCAACGGAGCGCUUACUCUCCACAAGAGCAGUCCAGCUAAUUGAAUAUGAAGAAAAAUGACUAAUUAGGAAAGUUCUUUUUUAAUUAUAAAUCUAAGAAAUAGACGUACAGACCUAUCCACUCUGGAUGUAACAUGAAUGAAAACCUAAUCCGACCAUCUUGUGACCCUGUAAAUAUGUCCACCGCAUCUGUAUGCUAUUUAUUUUCCGUCACAAGCCUCCUCUCUGACAGGACCUCAGACUUGAAGCGAAUAAUCAAAAAUCUGUUAUAAGAAACACGUUGGGCUUUUUUUUUUUUUUCCUCCCCCUUGCAGUGAGUUGUUUCUCCAUUGUGCCUCUGUUCUUUGUAAAAAAAGAAAUAAAAUAAAGACCUUUUCUCCAA
This is a messenger RNA of Fundulus heteroclitus (mummichog), 2764 nucleotides long. Its product is annotated as MSL complex subunit 3. Bases 132 to 1769 code for a protein of 545 amino acids. NCBI's taxonomy places the organism in Eukaryota, Metazoa, Chordata, Actinopteri, Cyprinodontiformes, Fundulidae. Gene Ontology annotation, biological process: regulation of DNA-templated transcription; chromatin organization. The record is from RefSeq and is a predicted model, not a curated record. The transcript is spliced from 14 exons. Gene Ontology annotation, cellular component: MSL complex; NuA4 histone acetyltransferase complex; nucleus.